Messenger RNA from Humulus lupulus (European hop), 811 nucleotides. RefSeq names its product ferredoxin. Gene Ontology annotation, molecular function: 2 iron, 2 sulfur cluster binding; electron transfer activity. Gene Ontology annotation, cellular component: chloroplast. Gene Ontology annotation, biological process: electron transport chain. The record is from RefSeq and is a predicted model, not a curated record. The coding region runs from base 149 to 598 and encodes 149 amino acids. Lineage: Eukaryota; Viridiplantae; Streptophyta; Magnoliopsida; Rosales; Cannabaceae. The transcript has a single exon.
GAUAGGAUUCCAUGCCACACUAUUUCCACAAGCCAUACCAUCCCAUUAUCAACAUUGGUUUCAGUUUAGUUCACUCAAAAAAAAAAAAAAUCAAAAACAAAAGGCUUCACACAGCUCUACCAACCAAAAACUCAAAAACUUAAAACAAAUGGCAGCAACAUCCGCAGCUCUGUCUAGUGCCAUGGUGAGCACUUCCUUCGUGAGGAGACAGCCAACGACGACCUCUUUGAGGGCGCUUCCCAACGUGGGCCAGGCUCUUUUUGGGCUCAAGGCCACAUCAAGCCGCGGAGGGCGUGUGACAGCCAUGGCAUCCUACAAGGUCAAGCUCCUCACGCCUGAAGGUGAGACUGAGUUCGAGUGCCCGGACGACGUCUACGUGCUCGACCAAGCCGAGGAAGUUGGGAUCGACUUGCCUUACUCGUGCCGUGCCGGGUCGUGCUCGUCGUGCGUCGGAAAGGUGGUGAAAGGAGAGGUAGACCAGUCGGACAACAGCUUCCUUGACGAUGAGCAGAUGGCCGGUGGUUGGGUUCUGACAUGUGUUGCUUACCCUCAGUCUGAUAUAGUCAUUGAGACUCACAAGGAGGAAGAACUUGAAUAAGAUCAUGUUGUAAUUUAUUCAUGUUCAUUUUAUGUUUUGUUCUCUUAUUCCAAGAAGAAAAAAAAACUGUCAAUGCCUUGGUUGGUUGGUUGGUUGGGCUGGCUAAUUAGCUUUUUUUCAAAGGAUAAGGUUUUUCCUUGUCACUUGAACGAGUUAUUACAUGUUUUUUAAACUCCCAUUUGUAGUAAUGAAAUAACUGAUAUUUUAGCUUGA